AUGCAUGCGGAGCAGAACUACACCUCCUUUGUCGGCUGCACAGAGCUUCGGGAGCGUGGGUUUACAGUGUUUUGCGCCAACAACGAAGCCAGCAAAUCCGGUUAUAUGUCAGACAUAGAUUUUGAGGAUAUGAUGCUCCAAGCCAACACGGGCUUGGCCUGGUUGCGCAACCAGACUGAUAUCGACAAGGUGGUUAUUCUCGGCCACAGCGGUGGCGGUGCAAUAAUGGCCCAAUAUCAGAACGUCGCAGAGAAUGGCGUGUCCGCGUGCAAUGGCCCAGAGAAGAUCUCUCCUUGUUCCAAUGCUCUGGCUGGCCUUGAGCCUGCUGACGGCCUAAUGCUGCUGGAUGCCAACUACGGUAUCUCCACCAUGGGCCCGCUGAGUCUGAACCCGGCUAUCGAAUAUGAAAUAAGGCCGCACGGGAUGUUUGGUGAUGACGAGCCCCUCACCAUCCCUGCGGCUCUUUAUCUUGCUACCAAAAACCUCUAUAUUUCUCAAGAUGUUCGAACUCUGCAUCACACUACCUAUCCUUGGACUUUGCUUGAAAAGAACGGUACGACCGAGCAGAUUGUUCAAUCGGCUGCUCUCAAAACCACCGUCCGGCGGUACCUCUCCACCCUGGCCAUCCGAGCCAACGAGAACUUCGACAUUUUGGCAGAUAACUUCGAGGACAUAGAGUAUGUUUCCACCCAGAUGGCACCUGCGGCAUCGAUCAAGGGUGUCAGCGUCCCGCUCUUGACCGUGGGAAUGACCGGACACUACGAGUACUUGAACGCUGAAAAGAUCCACCUCAAUGCUGUAAGGAGCAACGAUACCUCGAUCGCGUUUGUUCAAGGCGCUCAGCAUGGCAUUUACCCCUGCACCGAGUGUGAGUCGUACCCUGGGAGAAUUUGA
Messenger RNA from Aspergillus costaricaensis CBS 115574, 894 nucleotides. RefSeq names its product alpha/beta hydrolase family protein. Bases 1 to 894 code for a protein of 297 amino acids. NCBI's taxonomy places the organism in Eukaryota, Fungi, Ascomycota, Eurotiomycetes, Eurotiales, Aspergillaceae. The record is from RefSeq and is a predicted model, not a curated record. The transcript has 3 exons.